AUGUUAUGGGAAAAAGAGAACCUCGAUGGAAAUGAAGUGUACAUCGAUUUGAUUGCAAGGGGCAGAUUAGGACUCACAUCCCAACGAGGACCUAGCUUAUUAUCAGAACCCAAGGUAACUAAAUCUGAUGAAAUGUGGAAAAAGUAUCACCGUGAAGGAAAUGGUGCAUUUGACAAUAAGAAUUAUAUCGAAGCAAUAGAAGCGUACAACCAAAGUUUGUGUUUCACUGAAAACCCGGAAAAAAUCAGGCAGUACAAAAAAUGUCGCCUCGAUAUUAAAUUGGCAAUAGAUUACGGCUAUGAUGUACUGAAAUUGAACGGUCUCGAAGACAAAUGUACUGAAUGCCUUGCACAAAGGGGUGAAAUCUUCGGCUCAUUUGUUCCCAAAUUGAGUUUUGAUGCGAACCAAUUCAUCCCAUACAUGGCUAACGUACUCGAUUUUCAAUGUGAUAGCUAUGGUAAUGAAUGGCUCACAGCAACACAAGAUAUCGAGGUCGGGCAAACGCUGAUAGCUGAAACGGCAUAUCUAAAAUACAUGUAUAACAAUAAAAUCGGUUGUAAUAUUUGCUCGAAGACAUAUGUCAAUCUGAUUCCAUGCGAAAACUGCACCGAGGCAUUGUUUUGUAGUCCUGAAUGCCGAAGACAUGUCCUUCAUAAAUACGAAUGUGGUGCGAAAUUUACUGAUCGCAAAAUUAUAAACGAAAGAAGAUUGUGCGAUCUACGAAGUGUUUUGAAAGCCAUUGAUUUGUUUCCUAAUGCAGAUGACCUUAUGCAAUUCGUCGAGAACAGUCUGAAAAAAACUGACCAGAGAAAAGUUCCCGAUAAUCUAACAAGUGAAGAAUCUAAGUACCGAGUCUAUCUCCAGCUUCAGACCACUAAGGUGUUUGCUUACACUGAUAUAGAUUUUCCAGUUAUUGCAUCUAGAAUUUUGAAGAUGUAUAAACUUUUAAUGCAAAAACACGUUGAUAAGUUCAAAUCGGUUAAGCACCAACGUUUUCUGAUGCAUCUUAGUGUACAUCAUAGCCAGAUUAAUAGAUGCAAUUCGAUGGAAGUACCUAAAUUACCACCAUCAGAUCCAUUAGAAAAGAAGUUUAUAGCAACACAAGUAAGCAUUAUGGGAAAUUACGUCAGCGUUGCGUGUAUGCCAAAUGUUGGUCUUGUACAAACAGGCGGUACAUCAUAUUGGAUCACAGUACGACGAAUUAAGAGGGGCGAACGACUCCAAUGUCAUUUAGAAACUUUGUCAACACAAGAGCGUCAAAUACGCAUGCUUGCAAUGGAAGGCACCAGUCAAUCAUGCCAGUGUAGUCUAUGUAAGGACAUAUCUGCUACUAUUGAGGAACGCUCACGAUUGAUUACGGAUCCAGAUUUUUCAUAUAUCAAAGAUGAAUUUACAAAAAUC
Contarinia nasturtii (swede midge) is the source of this 1401-nucleotide messenger RNA. RefSeq lists its product as uncharacterized. Lineage: Eukaryota; Metazoa; Arthropoda; Insecta; Diptera; Cecidomyiidae. The annotation marks the transcript as partial. Gene Ontology annotation, molecular function: protein binding. The transcript is spliced from 2 exons. The record is from RefSeq and is a predicted model, not a curated record.